Cornus florida is the source of this 4772-nucleotide messenger RNA. RefSeq names its product formin-like protein 18. Lineage: Eukaryota; Viridiplantae; Streptophyta; Magnoliopsida; Cornales; Cornaceae. Bases 428 to 4309 code for a protein of 1293 amino acids. The record is from RefSeq and is a predicted model, not a curated record. The transcript has 18 exons.
CAAACGUAUUAAACAAACAGAUAGAGACACAGACAAAACUCAGAUCCUAUCCAUUAACUAGAACAAUCCAUGUCUUUCUCUCUCUAAAACAGUACAACAUUUCUCUCUCUAAGACCCACAUUCCCUCUCUCUCCAUGUGCGUGUCUCUCCUGGUUUCUCCCAUACAAAGCCAAGUUUCUGAUUCAAGUGUGAAUGUGAAGACGUAUUCAAGAAAAAAGUGUUCCUUCGCGGUCCAGCAAAAUCCAUACCUGGUUCCCGAAUCCACACUCUCUUCAAUUCUGUAAUGAUGACACGUUAUAUACAUUUGCGUUUAUAUACGUAUUUCUGUAUUGAAAAUUUUAUGACUUGUGCAUUUGAGCUGAAACGGGCAUGAGUUUGGGUGCAAUGUGGGUUCAAUUUUAGGGUUUGCUGCUGGUGACUCUUUUGGAUGUCGGCGAAAAUGGGGAUAUUCCGUAAAUUUUUCUAUCGGAAACCUCCUGAUGGGCUUCUGGAGAUCUCUGAAAGGGUAUUUGUCUUUGAUUGCUGCUUUACUACGGAUGUUUUGGAAGAGGAUGAAUACAAAGUAUACAUUGGAGGAAUAGUGCAACAACUCCGCGAAUACUUUGCCGAUGCUUCAUUUAUGGUGUUUAACUUCCGAGAGGGAGGGAAUCAGAGCCAGAUUGAUAACAUAUUGUCUGAGUAUGAUAUGACUGUAAUGGACUAUCCUCGACACUAUGAAGGCUGUCCAUUACUCACAAUGGAGAUGAUCCACCAUUUUCUAAGAUCAAGUGAAAGUUGGCUUUCACUUGGGCAGCGUAAUGUGCUUUUAAUGCAUUGUGAGCGUGGUGGGUGGCCAGUUUUGGCCUUCAUGCUAGCUGCCCUCUUGAUUUAUAGGAAACAAUAUACCGGGGAGCAAAAAACGUUGGACAUGAUUUACAAGCAAGCACCUCAGGAACUUGUGCAAUUGAUGUCGCCACUGAAUCCAUUACCAUCACAAUUGAGGUACCUACAGUAUGUCUCAAGAAGGCAUGUGGGUACAGAAUGGCCACCACUGGAUAGGGCACUUACAUUGGAUUGCAUCAUUCUUAGAAUCCUUCCUAACAUGGAUGGGGAGGGGGGUUGCCGCCCAAUAUUUAGAAUCUAUGGACAGGAUCCUUUUAUGGCCGCUGAUCGGACUCCUAAAGUGCUGUUCUCGACACUGAAGAGGAGCAAAACUGUUCGGCAUUACAAGCAGGCAGAUUGUGAACUAGUUAAAAUUGACAUACAUUGCCAUAUACAAGGUGAUGUUGUGCUCGAGUGUAUUAGCUUGGAUAAUGAUCUAGAACGCGAGGAGAUGAUGUUUCGAGUCAUGUUCAACACAGCCUUUAUUAGAUCAAAUAUUUUAAUGCUUAAUCGUGAUGAAAUCGAUAUCUUAUGGGAUGCUAGAGAUCAAUUUCCCAAGGACUUCAGAACAGAGAUUCUUUUUUCAGAAAUGGAUGCUGUAUCUUCACUUAUUACAAUUGAUUUGCCUGGUUUUGAGGAGAAAGAAGGUCUUCCUAUUGAAGCAUUUUCUAAAGUUCAAGAGAUUUUCAGCAAUGUGGAUUGGCUGGAUCCAAAGUCGGAUGUAGCACUAAAUGUGCUCCACAAAAUCAAUAUUCUCCAAGAAAAAUUGGAAACUGGCUCUCCCAACAGUGCUAAGAGAGGCAGUGUGCUACAGGAACCAACUCCUGAAAAGGUUAUGGGGAAAACAAAAUUCGAGACAUCAGAAAGUAGUUCCCCGUACGCGCCUUCCGGUGAACAAUCUAUACACUCUACGAAAUCAUCUCUUGGUGUGAACUCGAUGAUGAAGAAGAUUGAGCCCCAAGAACUGCAGGUUUCUGUUCAACGGCCUGCUCAAUCUAAGAUUAUUUCCCAGCGAAUACCUCAGACUCCUCUAUCCACUCCUGCUUCACUUGGUAAUUCACUGCAAGGUUCCCCUGUUCAUAUCUCAAGAUAUCACAGUGCACCGUCGGCCCUUGGCAUUACAGCUUUAUUGCAUGAUAGUACAGAAUCUAAAAUUAAAGAAAUCACUCAUCCAGUGACGGUAUCUCCACCUCUUGCUGCUUCAGUUCCUCUUCCACGUGUAUCUAAACCUUUGCAGCCCGGAUUUGCUUUGAUUUCACCACCACCACGACCACCUCCCUCAUUGCAACUUUCUGAGGAGGUUCGUACUACCACAAUGAAAACUUCUGCAAUCGCUCGUCCUCCUCCACCUCCACCAUCAGCCGCUCUUCAUCGAUCAACUUCAGAACCUCAUUCCUUAUCUACCCAACACUCUGAAACCUCACUUCAGGGUAGUAGUGGAAAGUCAUUUGUAGUUCCUCCUCCUCUCCCCCCACCCUCUAUUGUAUCUGGGGUAUCUCCAUCUCCCUUUGUCAAGAAUUCAUUUCCAGGUUCCCCUCCCCCUCCUCCUCCUCCACCACCUUCUUUUGCAGGAGAAGCACCGUCUUCCUCACCCAUAAACUCAUUUUCAACUCCCCCUCCUCCUCCUCCUCCUCCUCUUCCUCAAUCCCCUUCUUCCUCGGGGGUGGCUCAAUCACCCACUAUUAAGAAGUCAUCUCCUCCUCCCCCUCCUCCUCCACCUACACCCUUUGGGGUUUCCUCGUCAGCUACCUGUUCUUCACUGCUGCCUAAAAAAAUCUCUGCAGUUGUGGCUGGCCCUCCUCCUCCACCUCCACCUCCUCUACGUUCUGGGGCAUACUCCAGCCCUACUGCAUCUUCAGUGCCACCACCACCACCUCCUCCUCUCAAUGGUGCUCCAAAGGAUCCUAUGUCUAAGAAUUCUCCGCAUGUCCCACCUGUACCACCUCCGCCUGCUUCAUUUGCCAAUGGGUUAUCAAAAUCUGGUGGUGGGCCUCCACAAUCUCAUUCUGCAGGCAGUAACGGAAAUAUACCUCCAAUUCCUGGACCACCUUCCAGUGCGAAGAUUAGGUUGCAAUCACGUUCAAGUUCCAGGAAUCAGACUCAAUCAAAGAAGAGUAACCUAAAACCGUACCACUGGUUGAAGUUAACAAGGGCCAUGCAGGGAAGCCUAUGGGCUGAGGCACAAAAAUCUGAUGAAGCUUCCAAGGCUCCUGAGUUUGACAUGUCUGAACUUGAGAGUCUUUUCUCAGCAACUGUUCCAAAUUCAGAUCAUGGAAGCACAGGUGGGAAAUCAAAUCGGCGUGCCUCAGGACCUAAAUCAGAUAAAGUCCAGCUGAUCGAGCUUAGGAGGGCAUAUAAUUGUGAGAUCAUGCUUUCAAAAGUUAAAGUUCCUUUGCCUCAUUUGAUGAGUUCAGUCCUUGCCUUGGAUGAUUUGGCAUUGGAUGUUGAUCAGGUUGAUAAUCUUAUAAAGUUCUGUCCAACAAAAGAAGAAAUGGAACUUCUCAAGAAUUUCAAUGGUGACAAGGAGAACUUAGGAAAAUGUGAACAGUUCUUUUUGGAGUUGAUGAAAGUGCCACGGGUCGAGUCCAAGCUAAGAGUCUUCUCAUUUAAAAUUCAAUUUCGUUCACAGGUUUCUGACCUCAGAAAUAAUUUGAAUCUUGUAAAUUCUGUAGCUGAAGAGAUCAGGAAUUCGGCCAAGUUGAAAAAAAUCAUGCAGACUAUUCUUUCACUGGGUAACGCUUUGAACCAUGGAACUGCAAGGGGUUCUGCCAUUGGAUUUCGGUUAGACAGUCUUCUUAAACUCACUGAUACACGAGCCCGAAACAACAAGAUGACUCUCAUGCACUAUCUUUGUAAGGUGCUUGCGGAAAAGCUACCAGAACUUCUAGAUUUCCCGAAAGAUCUUGUGAGUUUGGAAGCUUCAACAAAGAUACAACUGAAAUAUUUGGCAGAGGAAAUGCAAGCCAUUAGCAAGGGGCUAGAGAAAGUUGUACAGGAACUAACUGCCUCAGAAAAUGAUGGUCCCGUGUCUGAAAAUUUUUGCAAGAUUUUAAAGGAGUUUCUUGGUUUUGCUGAGGCUGAAGUGCGAUCUUUGGCUUCACUUUAUUCUGGUGUGGGAAGGAAUGCCGAUGCAUUGGCUCUUUAUUUUGGGGAAGAUCCUGCCCGUUGCCCUUUCGAGCAAGUUGUUUCUACCUUGUUCAAUUUUGUGAGGAUGUUUGUGAAAGCCCACGAUGAAAACUGCAAGCAGCUCGAGUUUGAAAAGAAGAAAGCUCAAAAGGAAGCAGAAAAUGAGAAAACGAAGAAGAGUGUUUCGGAAAAGCAAUUAGAAAACGAAAAGACGAAGGCAAUUAGCAAAAAGGAAACAGAAAAUGAAAAAGUGAAAUCAACUGCUCCCAAGGAGUCUCAGCACUUUCUACGAACUCCUAUCAAGAGUACCAACAUCAACUGAUCAAGUAUUUUGGACUUAUAUCAUAUAGAUCAGCACAAGCUGCUUCCUAACGGAUAAAUAAAGUUAUCUCCAUCAUGGUUAACUCGAAACCCUAAGAAGGACUCACCUGUGAAAAUGGCAAGACUUCGGAUCAUGUCAACGAUGAGGGGAGGAUAAUUUUAUUAGAUGGUAAAAAUAAAUCGGCAGUUAACCGAAGUCAUAAGGUGAAGCAUCGCGGUGAGCUGAAAACACAAGGACAGAUGCUCAUUUCCAAGCAAUAUGGAGUUGAAAGCCCCUUUAAUGAGCCAAUUGUAAAAUAGCCUACCAAAAUUUUGUUGUAAAAAUAAUCUUGAAUAGUUCAGCAUUUCUUUUUUUCUCUCUUUUAUAUUAUUUAUUCUGUAAAUUUUUGAAUAGGUAAUGUAAAUGUUGAUAUAUAUCAAUCAAUGCGACUGUAAAGAGUAAUCUUUCGACGUUACAAAUUUUA